Molecule: messenger RNA, 4308 nt
Organism: Hipposideros armiger (great roundleaf bat)
Lineage: Eukaryota; Metazoa; Chordata; Mammalia; Chiroptera; Hipposideridae
Gene: KLHL29
Product: kelch like family member 29
Exons: 11
Coding region: 132-2354 (740 amino acids)
Molecular function (GO): protein binding
Source: RefSeq, a predicted model, not a curated record
CUUCUCCCCAGGCCCCUGGCAUCUCCAAAGCGGACAGUCAGUCCCAGGGACUUACGACCAGCAUCCGGUGGGGGCAGACGCCCAUCAAUCAGUCCACGCCCUGGGAUACUGAUGAGCCACCCUCCAAACAGAUGAGGGAGAGCGACAAUCCAGGCACGGGGCCAUGGGUGACCACGGUGGCCGCCGGGAGCCAGCCUGCUCUGAUCGCACACUCCUAUGGAGUGGCCCAGCCUCCCACCUUCAGCCCAGCAGUGAACGUCCAGGCCCCGGUCAUUGGGGUGACCCCCUCGCUGCCUCCACACGUGGGGCCCCAGCUCCCGCUGAUGCCAGGCCACUACUCGCUCCCGCAGCCGCCCUCUCAGCCGCUGAGCAGCGUGGUGGUCAACAUGCCUGCCCAGGCCCUGUAUGCCAGCCCACAGCCCCUGGCCGUGUCCACACUGCCUGGUGUAGGGCAAGUGGCCCGCCCAGGACCCACCACUGUGGGCAACGGCCAUAUGGCAGGGCCCCUGCUGCCUCCGCCACCACCAGCCCAGCCAUCUGCCACUCUCCCCAGCGGUGCCCCUGCCACCAAUGGGCCCCCCACGACUGACUCAGCCCACGGGCUGCAGAUGCUGCGGACCAUUGGUGUCGGGAAGUAUGAGUUCACCGACCCCGGGCACCCCAAAGAAAUGUUGAAGGAAUUGAACCAGCAGCGCAGAGCGAAAGCGUUUACAGACCUGAAAAUUGUUGUUGAAGGCAGAGAGUUUGAAGUCCACCAAAAUGUUCUAGCUUCCUGCAGCUUGUAUUUCAAGGACCUGAUUCAAAGGUCGGUGCAAGACGGCAGCCAGUGUGGCCGGGAGAAGCUGGAGCUCGUCCUGUCCAACCUGCAGGCCGACGUCCUGGAGCUGCUGCUGGAAUUUGUCUACACAGGCUCCCUGGUCAUCGACUCGGCCAAUGCCAAGACCCUCCUGGAGGCGGCCAGCAAGUUCCAGUUCCACACCUUCUGCAAAGUCUGUGUGUCCUUUCUGGAGAAGCAGCUGACAGCCAGCAACUGCCUGGGGGUGCUGGCCAUGGCUGAGGCCAUGCAGUGCAGCGAGCUCUACCACAUGGCCAAGGCCUUCGCACUGCAGCUCUUCCCCGAGGUGGCGGCCCAGGAGGAGAUCCUCAGCGUUUCCAAGGACGACUUCAUCGCCUACAUCUCCAAUGACAGCCUCAACACCAAGGCCGAGGAGCUAGUGUACGAGACCGUCAUCAAGUGGAUCAAGAAGGACCCCACAUCCCGGGCACAGCACGCUGCAGAGCUCCUGGCGGUGGUCCGCCUGCCCUUCAUCCACCCCAGCUACCUGCUCAACGUAGUGGACAAUGAGGAGCUCAUCAAGUCGUCGGAAGCGUGCCGGGACCUGGUCAACGAGGCCAAGCGCUACCACAUGCUGCCCCACGCCCGCCAGGAGAUGCAGACGCCCAGGACCAGGCCCCGCCUCUCAGCAGGUGUGGCCGAGGUCAUCGUUUUGGUCGGGGGCCGUCAGAUGGUGGGGAUGACCCAGCGCUCGCUGGUGGCCGUCACCUGCUGGAACCCACAGAACAACAAGUGGUACCCCUUGGCCUCACUGCCUUUCUAUGACCGCGAGUUCUUCAGUGUAGUGAGUGCCGGGGACAACAUCUACCUCUCAGGUGGGAUGGAAUCAGGGGUGAUGCUGGCUGACGUCUGGUGCUACAUGUCCCUGCUCGAUAACUGGAACCUGGUGUCCAGAAUGACAGUGCCCCGCUGUCGGCACAACAGCCUUGUCUACGAUGGGAAGAUUUACACCCUCGGGGGCCUUGGUGUGUCGGGCAACGUGGACCACGUGGAGAGGUACGACACCAUCACCAACCAGUGGGAAGCAGUGGCCCCUCUGCCCAAGGCGGUACACUCUGCAGCGGCCACCGUGUGCGGCGGCAAGAUCUAUGUGUUUGGGGGCGUGAAUGAGGCUGGCCGAGCGGCGGGCGUCCUGCAGUCUUAUGUUCCACAGACCAACACGUGGAGCUUCAUCGAGUCCCCAAUGAUUGACAACAAGUACGCUCCCGCCAUCACCCUCAAUGGCUUGGUAUUCAUCCUGGGCGGGGCUUAUGCCAGAGCUACUACCAUCUACGACCCGGAAAAGGGGAACAUUAAAGCAGGCCCAAACAUGAAUCACUCCCGCCAGUUCUGCAGUGCCGUGGUGCUUGAUGGCAAGAUUUAUGCAACUGGAGGCAUUGUCAGCAGUGAGGGGCCUGCGCUGGGCAACAUGGAAGCCUACGAGCCCGCCACCAACACGUGGACCCUUCUCCCCCACAUGCCCUGCCCCGUGUUCAGACACGGCUGCGUGGUGAUAAAGAAGUAUAUUCAAAGCGGCUGACAGCAGCAGAACGCCCACACGAGACUGUGGACAAGUCUGGUGAGGCAAACGCUACUCACAGUGAUGGAUCUGCAGCAACACCUAGAAGAGGCCGACAGACACAAUCACGAAACCCACUGCGUAAACAUUCGAAUCCUCUCUACAUUGAAUGUAGAAAAUCAUCCUCGCCUUUGGGGGGACGGGGGCUGAGCGCUCGGAGCAGCAGGGGCCACCACCAGAGCGACGGGGCCUCUCGGCUCCUGCGGAAGAACCUGCUCUGAACGGAGGGGCUCCCUCUGCCCGGUGCCACAGAGUUCCACAUAUUUUUCAACUGGGAGAGAGAAGCUGGUUUUUUUCCUUCCUGCAGAGCAAGCUUGACCCCUAAACCACCGCAGAUCAGUUAUCCUAUGACAAAAAUCAGGCGUCAGGCUCUCUUGGAAUAAGAUCAAAGUGUCCUUAUCACUUUGAUUCCUACUUCUGUUUUUAACCAAUCUACACUUCCAAUGGCCGAGAGAGAACAAGGGACGAUCCUGUGUGGCACGGGCCCCAGAGGCCACUGGUCCCCACCGGGGCUGGAGGGACAUGCAGCCACCGUACAGAGGCAGAUGUGGCUGCAGCAGCACUGCAGGGGCAGCUCGGGGAGGAGCUGUCUGCCCUUCACAGGUUUUUCUACCAUGUUUUUGCUGGAGCAGGACAAGAUGAUCAUGCUAGCUUUCCCUUAUCCAAUAUGAAUUAUUUAGAUUUCCAAGGCAUUUUCUUGAUACACAGAAGGCUAUUUUUAAGUACUGAGAGGAGGAGGCCACGAGAGGGAGAACGGGAAUUCCCAAAGCUCUUUGUAGGUAGUGCCAGAGUGGGGCGUUUGCUCUAAUUUUUCUAUGUGCAGAAUAGAGGAGCUCUCCUGGGGGGGGGGAGGGGUAAAUGCCCCCGUUUUAUUUUUAGAAAAAGUGACUCCCAGACAGCCCCCAUAAACGCUGUGCCUCAUUAAGGCACUGUGAGAAAGAAAGAAAAAAAAAAGAGAUUCUGUUCUAGAAGGAAACACCAGUCCAGCUCCCUCCAUGAGGUAAAGCUGAGGACCCAGGCCGGGUGGGAAUGGACGCAAGGAGAAUAGGCGUCUACAAAGCACAGGAGACUAUUUUUGAUAUUUAUAGCUAUAUAUUAAGGCACCGGCCACACGAGCUCUCAGGAUGGGUCCAGCCUUCUUAGACGAGCCAUGUCAGCCAGGGCCUGAGGGCUUGAGCAGCAUCCCUCUCCUUACAGCAUGUUCGCCUGAGAAAGGGAAGCCGGGGGGAGGGGACACCACUGUGGCUCCGACGAGACAGACCCUCAGACCUCACGUGGCGAUGAGUUUCCACUCCAGGGCAAGAGUGCCGCCGCCACUGCGCUGUUUAGUUGAAGUUGGUACCAAAUACACAUUCACCAUUUUUAUAUCUGGGACGUCAACUUGCUGUCAUUUCACGAUAAAAACCAUUUAUAUGGAGACAAGGACAGGACACGCUUUCGUUGUUUCCGUACGCGGUGACACACAAUUCCAGUUCUAAUGUCGAGCAUCAGCUUCUAGCCCUACAAGCGUGGCUCCCACUUGGACAAGAUACUGAGCUUCGUUAUGCAGUUUUUAAUAUUAUUUAUUCUUUUAAAAAGUAAUAAGCACAAAACUACAUACAUUGUAUGUCAUUUAAAGUAUUUAUGUCAAACAGGGUGCAAGUGUGAACCCAAGGACUGGAGCACAAAUUUCUAACUGCCUGGGGCAGGGCUAAUGUUAGCGUUGGUGUGCGUCUGCCUCCAAAGGAGGUGUUAGCGGUCAGCGGGACUCAACACAGAUGGCAUUGAAAUUCCGUUUCUCUCCUCAUCUAUCACACUGGAGCAAAACUGGCUAUUUCUGUGAAUGAUAUAAAACAGGGUUCUCUGUAAUGGUAUUGUACAUAGUAUAUGUUUAUUGUUCUUGUUAUAUUAUAAUAAAUAUAUUUAUAGAUCUAGA